Prinia subflava (tawny-flanked prinia) is the source of this 1429-nucleotide messenger RNA. RefSeq names its product ATPase H+ transporting V1 subunit F (gene ATP6V1F). The transcript has 2 exons. NCBI's taxonomy places the organism in Eukaryota, Metazoa, Chordata, Aves, Passeriformes, Cisticolidae. Gene Ontology annotation, molecular function: proton-transporting ATPase activity, rotational mechanism. The record is from RefSeq and is a predicted model, not a curated record. The coding region runs from base 196 to 555 and encodes 119 amino acids. Gene Ontology annotation, biological process: proton transmembrane transport. Gene Ontology annotation, cellular component: proton-transporting V-type ATPase, V1 domain; membrane.
CAGCGGCGGGCGGGGCGAUCCGGGCGCGCGGCGGCGGCGGAACCCGGAAGUGGCAGCGGCUCCCGGUCGGUCCCGGUCCCGCCUGGUCCCGACAGCCGCUGCCGGCGGCGCAUCCCGAUCCCGCCGGGUCCCGGCAGCGGCUUUCCCAGGGUCCCGGUCCCUGGAUCGGGAUUCCGUGCCCAGCGGGCCCCGGGCAUGGCGGGCCGCGGGAAGCUGAUCGCGGUGAUGGGCGACGAGGACACGGUGACCGGGUUCCUGCUGGGCGGCAUCGGGGAGCUGGACAAGCACCGACGGCCCAACUUCCUGGUGGUGGAGAAGGAGACGAGCCUGGCCGAGAUCGAGGAGACCUUCCGGGGUUUCCUGGCGCGGGAGGACGUGGGCAUGAUCCUCAUCUCGCAGGCCCUGGCGGAGCAGAUCCGGCCGGCGGUCGCAGCCCAUGCCCGGGCGCUGCCCGCCGUGCUCGAGAUCCCCUCCAAGGACCACCCCUACGACCCGGCCCGGGACUCGGUGCUGCGCCGCGCCCGGGGGCUCUUCGCACCUGACGAGCUGCGAUAGAGCCCCCCAGGACCCCCCAGCCCCCCAGGACUCCCCCAGAUCCCCCUAAGCUCUCCCAAACCGUUUCCCCGAUACCCCCGGUAUGUGCAAGCCCCUGCGGCACCCCCAGACCGUCCCCUGCGCCCGUGGCCUCUUUGCACCCAGCCACGGCUGACGGGCACCCCCAGGCACUCCCAAACAGUCCCCGGUACAUCCCAGCACCCCCAAACAGUCCCCCACCGCUCCCCCAACUUCUUCACACUCAGCAACUUGUGAUAGCCCUCCCUGGUACCCCAAAACAGCCCCCGGCACCCCACGGGGUCACAAGGUGGGCCUGGGACUCCACCCCAGGGAAACUCACCCAGGGACCCCCAGCCCACCUGGGGCAGUUGUGCCUCAUGCCUGGGGAUCCCCACCCCAAGAAGUCCCCAGCCCAUCCCAGGGUGCUGCUGGGGGGUCCCUGGGGUUCCCGGGAUGUCCUUCAGGUGCUGGGGGGCUGUGGUUGCCCCGUGGCUCUGAGGGUGACACAGGGAGCCUGGAGUGGCUCUGAGGGAGCCUGGGGCAGCCACGGGGGCCUUGUGGGUGACCCGUGACUGUGUCUCAGCCGUGUCCCGUGAUGGGGAAAUGCCACCACUGUAUCCUGCUGAAUCCUGCCAGAUCCUGCCUGCAGGCAGGGAGGGACACCUGGGGGGGAGGGGGGCAAAGGAACACCCCAAGGACACUGGAAGUCGUCACCGUGACCUUGUCACCAUUCCCCCAGCUCCUCCCCAGUCUCCUCAGCCCCAGUAGAACCUGGGGGAAAGAUUAUUUAUUGUUCUCCCCCAGUGCCCAAGUGUCACUUGUGUCCCCCGUGUGUCUCCCUGACAGUGUCCCCAACAUGUGCUGCCACCACUCA